Molecule: messenger RNA, 4585 nt
Organism: Centrocercus urophasianus (Greater sage-grouse)
Lineage: Eukaryota; Metazoa; Chordata; Aves; Galliformes; Phasianidae
Gene: ST6GAL1
Product: ST6 beta-galactoside alpha-2,6-sialyltransferase 1
Exons: 8
Coding region: 2109-3350 (413 amino acids)
Molecular function (GO): sialyltransferase activity
Source: RefSeq, a predicted model, not a curated record
UGGUUUGCUGCCCAGUCUGAGAGGAGAGCUUUGCAGCAUUCUCUGUGAUUUGUGAAAGUCUGGUUCGUGUGAAUGUUGACUGUUUGAUGCUGAGUUUCAGCCUCCUUUCUUAGAGAUGGAGGAAGCUUCAGUGAAGUGCUUUGGCCUUCUCUGUUUGUGUCAUGGGCAUGCAACUUUAAGUAACUGUGGUUUCUGAGGCUUGGGUUCCUGGAUGAGAGUGAUGCACCAUGGAUUUAGUUAAUGCUGAGAGCAGAGCCUCCUGCUGCAGUGCAGUCCUCUGGAUCAGGAACACAUUCCUGAAGCUGCCCUGCAGAUCACUCCCACACUUGCUGGGAAGCAGUUUCAAAUCAAACAGGUUCAAGAUGAUUGGAAGGCAAGGAAAAGCUCUCCAGGAUGGCCUCAUGUCCUGCAGUGCUCCAGCGACUUGGCUGACUGCAGUUCAUGGCAUAGGAUGCCAACAGGAGUGCAAGGAUCAGCUGCUCCCCAUGUGACGUGUGUUUUUGAGUGCUUGCUUCCUUUUAGGAUUCACUCAAUGAAGAAGAUGCAGUCAGUCCUGGCAGUGCAGUGGGAUGGCUGACCUAAGGACAAAACCAGUGAUAGAGCAAGAGGCUAACGCUGUAUUUAAAUAGAGCUGAUCUGUGAUGUUACUGAAGUAGAAAUUGCUGUAGAGAUAAACAUGGGUUCCUCUCGGGGCACAAACUGUAUAUUAAUGCUGUUGUGUGUGUACUCACCUCAGGCCAACAGCAGCUGUUCCUCCAGCUGUUGAUAGCUGGAGAGGUGCUCUGUUGGCAGUUUGCUCAGAAAGGUGGGGAUCAGGAGCGAAGUGAGUGUCGUAACUGGUAGCACUGAACGUCCUGGGCACAAAAGAUGCCUGACUUCUUUAUCUGGGGGAGUUUCUGUGCAGAAAGAAGAAGUCUGGCUACUUCAUGGCCAGGUGGCACCAAGGGGAGGGGAGAGUGCUGUGUGUUUGUGCAGCCCGCUCCUGGGAGCUGCAUUCUCAUCUGGCUGUGAAGGAGUCAGGCGUUGGCUAAAGCUCCCCUCGGUGCCCCAUCCCUCCUUCUGGCUCUCCUGGGGGUGGGUGGAUGCCUUCCCUGUCUCUGGGAGUUCUGGGUCACAUGAGAGCUGUCAGUCUGCAACAACACUGUGCUGAACCCAGUGCUGAGCCAGCACUGCGUGGAGGGAUGCAGGAAUGUCUGGGCCUCCUUUGUUGCUUCAGGGAGCAGCCCAUGUUUCUGUUGGAUUGGUCUGUCUAAAGCUCUUCCUCCACGCCUGCAAGUCGCUACCUGGCUUUGAUAAAAACCACAUUUGUGCUGAGGAUGGCUGUUGUGGUGCUUUGCAUGCUCCACUCCAGGAAAGAGGGAGGCUAAAAACUGCAGUGGUCUUUGUUGCCCUUCAACUUCAGCUUCCCAAGCAUAGUGUUUUCUUCACUCCAGCAACUGCGUCUACCUUCCUUAACUGCUUGGUUGCACUUCAGAUCACUUUGUGUCACGCCCCAUGACCACCGUGAUCCUUCACUGGGCUGCUGCCAUGAUUUGUGAAGGGAGAAGAGGCAGAGGGGAAUGUUUGCUGGGUGGAUUUCUGUGCAGUGCAUGGCAUGGCUGCUGCUGGGCUCUCAGCCAUCAGUUCUGGAUGGGCAGCACUCUAAUGUGUUUGGUUUCCCUUGUGCUUAUGGGGGUGCUGAGAAAAACAGCAAGGAGGUUUCAAGCAAAGCCUUCAUCAGGAAACUUUCCGUAAUGUUUUCUGGUUUUGUUCUGCUUUGAGCAAGUUGUAAAGAGUGACUGCGUGGUCCUGGAAGAGAUGGAGAGAUAUCACACCCACCUGCAAGAGGCUGGCGUCAUGGAAGCCUUACCCUGAGGGGCUGCUGAGCAGUGCCUGGCACAGAGCUGUUUAUUGUCCUGGGGCCAUGGAAUGCUGGUUGGGUGUCUCGGUGUUUCUUGAGUCUCUUCAGUGCCUCAUGCAGCUGUUGUGUUUGGAGAUAUCCUGCCUUAAAUCCUGGACAAAAAUCUGCCAAAAGUCAAAAAUGACUUGAGUGGAAGAGCCACUGUUUUGUCCAACAGGACCAACUUGCUGCCCUGAGCUCUUUGUCCCAUUUGGAUGCAACGUACACUAUGGUUCACAUCAAUGUGCUGAAAAAAUUUAUGUGUGUUCUUGUGGUGAUUCUGAUAGCUCUGACAGUUUGCCUGUGGAAAGAAACAAGAGGAAGCUACUAUGUUCCUUUCAGGAAUGAUGAUACACAGGUUCACAGGACUUUGGAAAAAUGGAACCUACUUAAAUCACAGGGCCUCUUCCACGAAGCUGCUGGUGAAAUGGGUCAGAUGCCUAAAGCUUUGCCCAACAACCAAAAUAAAGUAAAAGGCAUCACCUCUGGAGCAGUGGAGAAGUCCAGGAAAGCAGCAGACCAUGUGAAGGUAUGGGAUAAGGACAGCUCAUCCAGAAACCUCAUACCCAGGCUGCAGAAGGUCAGGAAGAACUACCUGUCCAUGAACAAGUACAACGUGACUUACAAUGGGAAGAUGAAUGCUGCUAAACUCAGCCCAGAGAAGCUGCUGUGCCAGCUGCGGGACAGGGUGAACGUGACCAUGAUACAGGGAUCAGAUGGGCCCUUUAAUUCCUCAGAAUGGCAGCACUACCUGCCAGAGAAAAGCCUCAAUGAAACAGUGGGCCGCCUGGGCCGCUGUGCUGUUGUGUCCUCAGCAGGCUCUCUGAAAUCAUCUCACUUGGGACCAGAGAUAGACAGCCAUGAUGCCGUCUUGCGCUUUAAUGGGGCUCCUGUCAAAGGAUUUCAAGAAGAUGUGGGUCAAAAAACAACGAUUCGUCUUGUUAAUUCCCAGCUGGUCACUGUUGAGGAGCAGCAGUUCCUGAAAGAUGCUCUGUAUAACACUGGAAUCUUGAUUGUCUGGGAUCCAGCGCCGUAUCAUGCAGAAAUACAUGAGUGGUACCAAAAGCCAGACUACAAGUUUUUUGAAGCCUACAAGUUGUAUCGCAUUAGACAUCCAGAGCAGCCCUUCUAUAUCCUGAAUCCAAAGAUGCAGUGGCAACUCUGGGAUAUUCUGCAGGAGAAUUCCUUAGAGCAUAUUCAGCCUAACCCACCGUCUUCAGGAAUGUUAGGCAUCGUGAUCAUGAUGGCGCUCUGCGAUGAGGUGGAUGUGUAUGAAUUUCUCCCUUCUAAGCGGCAGACGGACAUUUGCCACUACUACCAGAAGUUUCACGACCGUGCCUGCACCAUGGGAGCUUACCACCCUCUCUUGUUUGAGAAAAACUUGGUGAAGCAUUUAAACCAAGGCACCGAUGAUGACAUCUAUACUCGUGGGAAGGUUACUUUGCCCGGCUUCCGAAAUGUACAUUGCUAGCAAAUCAGUUUUUAUUGUAUUUAGACUUCUGCCUCGACCGUCGAAGCACUUUGAAAAUCAGGGUUGUCACAUUUGUUAGGUCUAAGCACUGGUGUGUUCUGACAGCUCUUCCACCUUGCGACGCUUAGGACUCUUUGGCAUAGCUUCUCCAAACUGGAAGGCAGUGCAAUGCGUUGUGGUACAUCCACAGUGUCUGUGUGAGCCUCUGCAAUAAAUGUCUUCCUCAUGGGGCUGGGCUCAUGCAGCUGGUGGAGCCUUUGGCUCAGCUGAUGAUGCUGUGUGGGAAUCACAGGAGAUGCUUUCUAAGCAGAGACUGCACAAGGCUGAAUCAAGUGCUGAUAAAGUUCAGCUUGCUUCAGAGGGGUUCUGACAGCUGAAAGCCUGAUCUGCUGAGAAACAAGAGACAUUCUUUGACACUUGUUCCCAUCGCCCUAGAGCUCUUUGUAGCAAUGAUUUAAGGAAUCACUGUUAAAGCUGGGUACUGAUUAGCUCAACUCCUAGUCCACAAUAUUUGAUUUUACCAUUAAAAUAAGCAAGGCAACGACCUUUCAAAAUACAAGGCUUUCAAAUCAUCCGGGUGGCAUUUUUAGCAUGUGAGAAGGGAGGCAAUUCAUGAUUCAGGAAUUUCUGCAAGAUAUUUUUAGACAUUUUAAUGGAGGUUUUUUGUUUUGGUUUUUUUAAAAAUAAUUUUAAUCAAGUUUUAUUGACCAUUUACUUUUCCAGUACAGUGUCGUGUUUGGUACAAAAGAAGCUGUAUUUUGAACAUGUUUUGGUGGUGGUGUUGAAAAGCACAGAUGGGAAAACUCACUGGAAGCUGGUACUUCUUUCUAACUCUCUGCUAAUCUACCUCUGUAAUUACUGGCAAAUUGUUUUCUGUCUUGUCUCCGGUAACAAAAAAUCCACAUAGCAGCUGGAUGGAUGAGAUGCAGCUCUCUACAAGCUAAGCAGGGCCAUUCUCAUUGCUGUUGUGUGCUUUCUGAAUGCAUGGCGAGCAGAUACAUUGCCUCCAUUCUUCAUCAGCAGUGAGGAAGGAGAGGGGGCUCUGUUCCCCAUGCUGGAACUCAGGCAGAGGGGAGCAGGGCACCUUUUCUCUCUCAUGUGGCCUCAUGGUGGAAGCAGCAGCUCUGCAAUCUAUGUGUCAAUGAGAACACCUAUUCCUUUUCCAUACUGAUGUAUUCCAUGGUUAUCUGUAAAGAAAACCUCUUCUCUUGUAUUGAAUAAAUCCUGUGAAGUCA